GGAUGGGCGCUAAAAGGCAACCAAAAGUUGGAAGUCAAGAUAAAAUAAGCACACAGGACAUGUUUAAUGAACUCCUGAAAUAUGUUAAGAGCAGAGACAUAGAAGAGGAAGAUAUUCCAAAAAUUUCUACAAUACAAAAUUGGUUAAGCUCAUAUGCUCGUGCUUUUAAACAAAAAGCAACAGACAAUGAGCUUGAGUUGGGUAAUUUAAAACUUCACUCAUAUAACAUUUCACAAAUCUAA
This is a messenger RNA of Racocetra persica, 242 nucleotides long. NCBI's taxonomy places the organism in Eukaryota, Fungi, Glomeromycota, Glomeromycetes, Diversisporales, Gigasporaceae. The record is from the annotation of a GenBank genome assembly.